AUGACAGCGCGUUUAUUUUGGGUAAAACCACGACUACACAAACUUAAGAUCCUCGCAAUUGACGGUUCGCCACCUGGACACAUAGAAACUGAAGCCGUUGUGAUUGAAACUUUGAACGAGCUUAAGGCACGAAUUGUGACAGCACAAAAGUGGACGGGAUAUGGGGCCACGCUAAAAUACAGGAAGAUUGCUGGCGAAGCCGCUGAACGUGGGGCAGCUGCAGUACUUGUAAAAUCAGUCACGCCAUUCUCGCUCUACACACCCCAUACUGGAGCUGGUGCAAGAGGUAUUACUUUCCGUUGGAAACAUUAGUU
Molecule: messenger RNA, 314 nt
Organism: Strongylus vulgaris
Lineage: Eukaryota; Metazoa; Nematoda; Chromadorea; Rhabditida; Strongylidae
Source: the annotation of a GenBank genome assembly